AUGGAGCUGCUGUCGCCGCCGCUCCGAGACGUAGACUUGACUGGCCCCGACGGCUCCCUCUGCAACUUUGGCUCCGCGGACGAUUUCUAUGAUGACCCGUGUUUCGACUCCUCCGACCUGCGAUUCUUCGAGGACCUGGACCCGCGCCUCGUGCACGUGGGCGCGCUCCUGAAGCCCGAGGAACACUCGCACUUCCCUGCGGCCGUGCACCCGGCGCCAGGCGCGCGCGAGGACGAGCAUGUGCGCGCUCCCAGUGGGCACCACCAGGCUGGCCGCUGUCUGCUGUGGGCCUGCAAAGCGUGCAAGCGCAAGACCACGAACGCCGACCGCCGCAAGGCCGCCACCAUGCGCGAGCGGCGCCGCCUGAGCAAAGUCAACGAGGCUUUCGAGACGCUCAAGCGCUGCACGUCCAGCAACCCGAACCAGCGGCUGCCCAAGGUGGAGAUCCUGCGCAAUGCGAUUCGCUACAUCGAAGGCCUGCAGGCGCUGCUGCGCGACCAGGACGCCGCGCCCCCUGGUGCCGCCGCUGCCUUCUACGCGCCUGGCCCGCUGCCCCCAGGCCGAGGCGGCGAACACUACAGCGGCGACUCAGACGCGUCCAGCCCGCGCUCCAACUGCUCCGACGGCAUGAUGGACUACAGCGGCCCCCCGAGUGGUUCCCGGCGGCGGAACUGCUACGAUGGCACCUACUACAGCGAGGGGCCCAGCGAACCCAGGCCCGGGAAGAGUUCUGCGGUGUCGAGCCUCGACUGCCUGUCCAGCAUCGUGGAGCGCAUCUCCACCGAGAGCCCCACCGCGCCCGCGCUUCUGCUGGCGGAUGCACCGCCGGAGUCGUCUCCCGGCCCACAAGAGGAGGCGGCCCAGAGCGAGGUCGAGCACGGCGCCCCGACCCCUUCCCCAGACGCCGCCCCGCAGUGCCCAGCGGGCGCAAACCCCAACCCGAUCUACCAGGUGCUCUGA
Molecule: messenger RNA, 960 nt
Organism: Ailuropoda melanoleuca (giant panda)
Lineage: Eukaryota; Metazoa; Chordata; Mammalia; Carnivora; Ursidae
Gene: MYOD1
Product: myogenic differentiation 1
Exons: 3
Coding region: 1-960 (319 amino acids)
Biological process (GO): positive regulation of skeletal muscle fiber development; muscle organ development; skeletal muscle cell differentiation
Molecular function (GO): RNA polymerase II cis-regulatory region sequence-specific DNA binding; DNA-binding transcription factor activity, RNA polymerase II-specific; protein dimerization activity
Source: RefSeq, a predicted model, not a curated record